UAUCUUUAGCAAAACAAAAAAAACAAAAAAAAAAACGAAAAAAAAAUAAAAUCAUAAAAAGGUUAUGUUUACCAGAGUUCAUUGUUUACCAUAUUGUUUUGGCUGGAGGGGGAUUAUAAGGAGUUGCAAUGGGUCGCAAAAGAAUUUAAAUUUUAACUUGGGUAAGAAAUUAAAAAGAAUUGAGAAUUAAAAAAGACACGUGGUGGUGGUUGAGCUAGGCAAGGAGGGAACCUUUCUUUUGUAUUUUUAAAGGAGGGAACUUGGAAGCAUUAUCAAAAAAAAAAAAAGAAAAAAAAAAGGGCGGGGACAGAGUGAGCGAAUAUAAGCGAAACGAGAAACAGGAGAAUGUUAUCAAAUACAGUUCCUCAUGCAACCCUUGGGCGAAAAAGAAAGAAGAAGCAAAUUCCUCUCUGUUCCAUGGAAGCUUCUGGACUUUCCACCAAAAAUCUAAAACCAUUUUCCAAUCGCUCCCACUCCCGCGUCUCCUUUUUGGUUGAUUUCUUCGUGACUAAGGCACUUCGGGACUAAGGCAAUCGCGCAGGGACAAGAUCGUCAUUCCACCCAACACCCUUUAUAAGGAACCAACUUCUCAUCUUGAUCACAGACUCAUUUCUGAUUUUUGUGAAUUGAGAGAGUACGAAUUUGAGGCAAGUUUUCUCUUCGAUCGUUUUUGAGUUUGCUCCCGAUUUCUCCAAUGGAAAGAGGUGGUGGUGGAAACAGAGGAAGACGUAGAGGCAGCAGUGAUGGUGGUGAAAGAGGUGAUUAUGGUGGCUACGGCAGAGGAAGUGGAGGAGGAAGAGGUGGUUAUGGCGGUCAUGGUGGUGGUGGGUCCCAGUACCACCAUCAACAACAACCGCUGCAGCAGCAGCAGUAACAACAACCGAAUGAGAGUUCGGGCCAGCAAGGGAGGCCUUCUCCAUGGAAUAGUCCCGCUCCCACCAGAGCAGCCUCUCCUGCUGUAUCUCCAGCCCCGAUCAACUCUCCUACUCCCGAUACUCUUGUUCCUAGAAUGCAAUCUCUGGAAAUUUCGAAACAGGCACUUUCUUCGCCUUCUUUGGAUGAAGCAGACAAAAAACUCCCUGUGAGACGGCCUGAUAAUGGAGGCACAAAAUCUAUCCGAACUACUAGGCUUCGUGCUAAUCAUUUUAAUCUCUCGUACAAUCCUGAGAGUAUUAUAAGGCACUACGAUGUUGAUGUCAAGCCAGAGAAGCCUGCUAAAAAUGGCCGUCCUGUGAAAAUGUCGAAGUCUGAACUCUCUGCAAUCAGGAAGAAGUUAUCCUAUGAUAAUCCUUCGGAUUUUCCCUUGUCAAGUACCGCAUGUGAUGAUGGAAAGAACAUCUUCAGUGCAGUGCCAUUGCCCACCGGAUCAUUUAAGGUGGAGGUUUCUGAGGAAGAAGGCACGCGGUUCAGUUCAUACAUAUUUACCAUAAAUUUGGUAAAUGAGCUCAAGCUUUGCAAGUUGAAGGAGUACUGUAGUGGCCAACUCUUGUCUAUCCCUCGUGAUAUAUUGCAGGGUAUGGAUUUGGUGAUGAAAGAAAAUCCAACUAGGUGCUUGGUUUCUGUUGGGCGAAGCUUUUACCCCGCUACAUCAAAUCAAAACGAUGACCUUGGACAUGGUAUUGCUGCAUUUAGAGGGUUUCAGCAAAGCUCAAGGAUGACUUUCCAGGGUCCUGCCUUGUGUCUUGACUACUCAGUCUUGGCAUUUUAUAAGCGCCUGCCCGUUAUAGAUUUUCUGCAAGAGCAGAUCAGGGGCUUUGAUUUAAACAAUCUCAACAGGUUUAGGAGAGAGGUUGUGGAUGUAUUGAUGGGAUUGAAAGUUACCGUGACACACCUUAGAACCAAGCAAAAGUACAUCAUCAAGGGGCUGACUGAUAAGAAUGCAGGAGACAUUACAUUUGAUGCUGCAGGCAUAGAUGGCCAGUGUACACCUAAGAAAGUUAGGCUGCUUGAUUAUUUCAGGGAAAAAUACCAGGAGAUCCAGUACAAAAACAUUCCCUGCUUGGAUUUGGGGAAAAAUGGUAGGAAGAACUAUACACCGCUGGAGUUCUGUGUCUUAGUUGAGGGGCAAAGGUAUCCAAAGGAGAAUUUGGACAGAAAUGCAGCUAUCAAGCUGAAGGACAUGUCAUUGGCUUCACCAAAGGUUAGAGAGAACAUGAUAUGUGGCAUGGUACAAUCUGGUGAUGGACCUUGUGGUGGUGGCAUCAUUGAGAAUUUUGGAAUUGAAGUCAACAUGAAUAUGACAUCAGUAAUAGGGCGUGUCAUUGUCCCACCUGAGUUGAAGUUGGGUCCUUCUUCUGAUGGCAGGAUGACUAAGGUAACAGUUGACCGAGAAAAAUGCCAUUGGAAUCUUGUUGGGAAGUCUCUAGUGGAAGGAAAACCAAUCAGUCACUGGGCUGUACUUGACUUCAGCAGUUAUGAUCGAUUCUGUCUGGAUCCUACUCAAUUCAUCCCAAAGCUCAUCACAAAGUGCAACAAACUGGGAAUCAUAAUGGGAGAGCCUGUUUUGUACGAAGCCAUUUCCAUGAGACCAUUCACUAGUGUUUAGAUGCUUCGUCAGCUGCUUGAAAGCAUUAAUGAACAGGCAUACAAAAAAAGCAAAGGCCAUUUACAAUUACUUGUUUGUGUAAUGGCUCGAAAAGAUCCUGGUUACAAGUAUCUGAAGUGGAUCUCUGAGACUCAAAUUGGUAUAGUGACGCAGUGCUGCUUGUCAAAUAUGGCUAACAAAGCAAAUGACCAGUAUCUUUCAAAUCUUGCCCUUAAGAUCAAUGCCAAGCUUGGAGGCAGUAAUGUAGAGCUAAGUGAUCGGUUUCCCCUCUUUGGGGUUGCAGGCCAUGUUAUGUUUGUGGGGGCUGAUGUGAAUCAUCCUGCUGCGCGGAACACGACAAGUCCAUCAAUUGCAGCUGUUGUUGCCACUGUAAACUGGCCUGCCGCGAAUCGUUAUGCUGCACGAGUCCGACCCCAGGACCAUCGCACUGAGAAGAUAUUGAAUUUUGGAGACAUGUGUCUGGAGCUUGUUGAAACUUAUGAGCGAUUGAAUAAAGUCAAGCCGGACAAAAUUGUUGUCUUCCGUGAUGGAGUCAGUGAGGGCCAGUUUGAUAUGGUUCGCAAUGAAGAGUUACUAGAUCUGAAAAGGGCUUUAGGAGGUAUAAAAUACUAUCCAACCAUCACACUAAUUGUUGCCCAGAAACGGCACCAUACUCGUCUCUUUCCGGAGAGUAUGAGGGAUGGUAGUUCCACAGGCAACGUAUUACCGGGAACUGUGGUGGACACAAUAAUCGUGCACCCAUUUCAGUUUGACUUCUAUCUCUGCAGUCAUUAUGGAGCCCUUGGAACAAGCAAACCCACACGCUACCAUGUUCUUUGGGAUGAACACUGGUUUACUUCUGACCAAUUGCAGAAGCUCAUAUAUGACUUGUGCUUCACGUUUGCAAGGUGUACUAAACCGGUAUCGUUGGUCCCACCGGUGUAUUAUGCUGACCUUGUGGCAUAUAGAGGGCGAUUAUACCAUGAGAGUAUGGAGGGACAGUCUCCAGCUUCAGCAUCCUCCUCCUCAUCAUCAUCAUCCUCAGCAUCGUCACCACUAUCAGUGGCUUCUCUAGAGAAAAGGUUUUACAAACUGCAUGCUGACCUGGAAAACACAAUGUUUUUCAUAUGAAGGUGGAAGCAUGAUCCUGUGAUCUCUCUUUUGUGGAACAUGAAGGAUACGGUUCUGUAACUUGGCAAACCCUGGCGCAACUCCAACCUCCUUUUCUUUUUUUGUGUCGAAAUGUUAUGAUCAGCAUUUUCUCUACUGCGUAUGGUCUGUGUGUUAUUUAAGUAUUGUAAUUUGAGCUGUUUGUGUGUUGAACAUUCUGUGUGCCCAAGGGGUUCUCAAUUACUCUCAGAGGAUCUAGUCAGUUGUAAGUCUUUGUAGUGUUGGGUUUCUUUGUGUUUCUUUCUUGUGUGUGAUGUACGAAUUGAGAAUUACAAAAUAUUGUGGUUUGACAUCAGGCUUUUUAUAUCAGUUUGAAUGUUAUUUAAUAUUGUGGUUUGAA
This is a messenger RNA of Prunus persica (peach), 4034 nucleotides long. RefSeq names its product protein argonaute 2. Gene Ontology annotation, molecular function: protein binding; RNA binding. Gene Ontology annotation, biological process: regulatory ncRNA-mediated post-transcriptional gene silencing. Lineage: Eukaryota; Viridiplantae; Streptophyta; Magnoliopsida; Rosales; Rosaceae. The record is from RefSeq and is a predicted model, not a curated record. Gene Ontology annotation, cellular component: cytoplasm.